GCACAGGGUCUGGCUCCGCGCGGCUUAGGGUCCCUCUGGGUCGGGUAGGCUUGUGUGCGGGGGAAGGGAGCGGGAAGUCCCGGGAAUCUCUAGGCGAGCCCUCCCCUCCCCCAGCCCGCUAGUCCGGGCAGGUCCGGCCCUGCCAGCUCCAGGGGUGCAGGUGAGGCUGAACCCUUGUCUGGAGGAGGUGUUUGGUGCAGGCCAGGUGCGGCGUCGAAUGCAUCUUUAUAACGUUCUCGAUGAACAGGAGGCUGCUAAUAGUUGCUUGUGCAAUUAUUCUGAGAAUUAAAUAAGGUGUCAUAUGCAAAAUAUUUUGUCAAGUGAUUGUAAUAAUCGCUGUGUAAGCUGCUAUCAUAAAACACUUUAUUCCCCUUGGUAUUUCGUUUAACCCUCACAAGUCUACUUGUCUUUAUAAACAUGCCAUUUUUUUUUUAAUGAAAGGAAUUUCAUGUGGGUGGACUGAUACAAGCUGGUAGGUGAGAGAAUGCAAAUACAAAUAGAUUCUGCUGUCUCUCUCUUGCUCUUCCUGAUAUCCUUCCUGCCCCAGAUCCAGAAUUGCAGCCUGCGGAGCUCAUGGCAGCCUGUCUAUAAAUUUCUAGGGACAUGAUUGUGAAAUGAAUGCGAACGGAAUCUCUCCAUGUGGGAAAUAUACACAGAGAAGCCAUCACAGACUGUGACAGUGGACACUGUGGACCAGCUUGCAGAAGGUGGUGAUCUGAGGUUGAGAGGGAUGGCUGAGUAUCAGGCUACACAGGAAAAGGCACUUUAUUGAAUGGCUGCUGAACCUUCACAGUUCUUUACAUUUUUCCGGGAGCAGUAGAAAAUGAACAUAGCUCAGUUUGUUGUUACAGGGAUCUGUGUCAUUCGAAGAUGUAACUGUGGAGUUCAGCCAGGAUGAAUGGCAGCAUGUAGGCCCUGCUCAGAGGACCCUGUAUAGAGAUGUGAUGCUGGAGAACUACGACCACCUCGUCUCAUUGGUUGUUACUUUUGCAGGGUAUUGCAUUACCAAACCCCAGGUGAUCUUCAAGUUGGAGCAAGGUGAAGAGCCCUGGUCCUCAGAGGAAGAGUCCCUAAAUCAGAAGUACCCAGGAUAUUACAGAGUUGAUGUCCAUAUUGAGGAGAACCAGGAAAAACAAGAGAAACCUCUGUGGCAAGUAAUAUUCAUUGAUAACAAAAUAUUGAGUAAAGAAGGACAGAAAGUUUUAGAGAAACCAUUUAAUCUCAGUAUAACUCCAGAUGUUUCAGGAGAAAUGCCCUCUAGAUGUGACUCAUGUAGAAUGAAUUUACCAGUUGUUUCUGAAUUAAUUAUUAGUGAUAGGAAUUAUUCACGAAACAAGACUGACUACAUAAAUUUAUGUGAAAAGUUGCAGCUGGAUAUUCAGCAUGAGAAAACUCAUACUGGAGAGCAGUCUUCCAAAUAUGAUAAAAAUGUGAAAGCUCUCAGUUAUGUGAACGAUCAUCAUAAAUUUCAAACUAUGGAGCAAUCUUUUGAAUGUAAUGAAUGUGGAAAAGUUUUACAUGAUAAGACUGUCUGUGUUACAGCUAAGAGUUCACUAACAGGAGAGGAAUCCUGUAAAGAUAAUGAAUUUCGGGCAAACUGUGCUAAAGCAACUCUUUUUAAUGAAGUUCACAUGUCUGUGACACACUAUGAAUGUAAUGAAAGUGGGAAUAACUGCAGGAGGAAUUCACCCCUCACUCAGCCUCAGAAAACUGUUACUGGACAAGGUGUCUUUGAAAGCAAUAAGUGUGAAGAAAACUUGAGCCAGAGUUCAACCCAUACAGUACAUCAGAAGACACAAACUAGAAAUAAAUUCUGUGUUUAUAAUGGAUUUACAAACACCUUCUGCCAGAAAUUAGACCUUAUAAUACAUCAGAGAACUCACAAAGAAGAGAAAUUGUACCAGUGUGAUAAAUAUGGAAAAUCCUCCCAUCAAAACUCAGCCCUCAUUGUGCAUCAGCAACGUGACACAGGAGAGAAGUCAUUUGAACUUAAUGAAUGCAGGAAAUCCUUUUACCAGAAAGCACACCUCAUUCCGCAUCAGAGGACCCAUCCAGGGAAGAAACCUUGUGAAUGUGAGGAAUGUGGGAAAUCCUUUUGUUCAAAUUUACAUCCUAUUCAUUAUCCUGGAACUCAUAUGGCAGUCAAUCUCUGUGAAUGUAAUGAAUGUGGGAGAACUUUUGCUGAUAAUUCAACCCUCAGAGCACAUCAGAGAAUUCAUGUAGAGGAGAAACCCUAUAAGUGUAAUGAAUGUGGGAGGUGUUUUGCCCAUUUAUCUGUUCUCAGAGCACAUCAGAGAAUUCACACAGGGGAGAAACCCUUCAAAUGUAAUGACUGUGAGAGGUCUUUUGCCCAUAAUUCAGCCCUCAGAGCACAUCAGAGAAUUCACACAGGUGAAAAACCAUAUGAGUGUAGUAACUGUGAGAAAACUUUUGCCCAUAACUCCACCCUCAGAGCACAUCAGAAAAUUCACACUGGGGUGAAACUCUACAAAUGUAAUGAAUGUGGGAAAACUUUUUCCCAAAAGACACACCUCAGUACACAUCAGAGGAUUCACACAGGUGAGAAACCCUACGAAUGUAGUGAAUGUGGGAAAACCUUCUCCCAGAAAUCAUACCUCAGUGGACAUGAGAGAAUUCACAAAGGAGAAAAACCUUAUGAAUGUAGUGAAUGUGGGAAAACUUUUGUCUAUAAGGCAGCCCUCAUUGUCCAUCAAAGAAUUCACACAGGAGAAAAACCCUAUAAAUGUAAUGAGUGUGGGAAAACUUUCUCCCAGAGGACACACCUUUGUGCACAUCAGAGAACUCACACAGGGGAGAAACCUUAUGAAUGUAAGGAAUGUGGGAAAACUUUUGCAGAUAAUUCAGCCCUCAGGGCACAUCAGAGAAUUCACAAAGGGGAGAAACCCUAUGAAUGUAGUGAAUGUGGGAAAACUUUCUCCAAGACGUCACAUCUCAGAGCACAUCUGAGGACUCGCACAGGGGAGAAACCCUAUGAAUGUAAUGAAUGUGGGAAAACUUUCUCCCAGAAGUCAUAUGUUAGUGCACAUCAGAGAAUUCACACUGGGGAGAAACCUUAUGAAUGUAACAUAUGUGGGAAACCUUUUGCCCAUAAUUCAACCCUCAGAGUACAUCGGAGAAUUCACACAGGUAUAAAAUCCUACAAAUGUAAUGAAUGUGGGAAAACUUUCUCCCAGAAGUCACACCUUAGUGCGCACCAGAGAAUUCACACAGGAGAGAAACCCUAUGAGUGUAAUGAAUGUGGGAAAGCUUUUGCCCAAAAUUCAACUCUUGGAGUACACCUAAGAAUUCACACAGGGGAGAGACCCUACGAAUGUUAUGAAUGUGGAAAAACCUUUGUCCGUAAGGCAGCUCUUAGAGUACAUCACACCAGAAUGCACACCAGAGAGAGAACCCUUGCAUGUAAUGAAUUUGGGAAAUGCUAAAGGAGGUUAUACCUUACUAGGUAAUGCACAGUAGAAGAUUAUUGUGUGUUGCAUAGACUGGCAAAUUAUUUUCUUUAACUGUUUCCUUUUCCACUGGGCACAUAGCUUGUCUUAGUUUCUCAAUCUUUCCUUCAUCUGGAUGGGGCUGGUCAUGGAAUAUGAUGCUAUUACAUUUAAGUAAUAAGUAGCCUUAAUAAGUCACCUUACAUUUUUCCUGUCCGUGUUAUAAUACUGAAAUUGAGAGAUUUCCAUGGCGGACUUGGGUGCUAUGUAUUCAAUAUGGUAGAGCACAAUGUUAAAGAAGCUAGAGUCAAUAACUGGGUGAAACAGUAUUCCACUAACAGAUCUUCACCAAUUGUUUUUUGUUUUUUUGUUUUGUUAAGCAAGAAUUAAGUUUUUACUUUGUUGAGCUCUUACAGAUUUUGGUCUGUUGAUUAAAUGCACAUAGCUUAGCCAACUCUCUGUUAGAAUUGGAUGAAACCUAUGAAUACAAUAAAUGUCAGAAGACCUAUAAGAAUUUAACCUAUCGUAUAUCAGAGACUUUACGUGGGGAAGAAAACUUCUGUCAAUAUCCUGAAUGAUCAGAAGGCUUCAAUAAAAAUCAGAAAUCUCAGGGAAAAACACAAAAACACAAAAGUCUUUUCUGCAGAGUAAACUUUAAGCAUCAAAUAGUUAAGAUUAGACUAAAAUCUUAUAUUUUGAUAAAUUGAUAAAUGACUUUUUUUUAACAAAUACUGAGUUUGCUUCAGAUAAAUGUCUUCUGAGGGAAUGUAUGAGUUUCAGAAUUGAAAGUAAAAUUCUCAGCUACAACUGAUAUACCAAAACUUGUGUUUUACAUGUAAUAUCAAAUUUUAUAGAAACUGUAUAAGAAUAUGUUUACCUAUACACAGACUCACUGGAAUGUGAAGUUUUUAAGAUGGAGGGAUAACUUGAAUUCUGUGGACAACACCAAUAAAUGUUUGACUAGUCUCUGAGCUAUGUGGUACAUCUGUAUGAGUCUGUGUAACAGAGGAUUCAUUGUUGCUGCUGAGUUCUAGUAGAAGGCAGCAGCCAAAUCUGCUCUGGACCUGUCUCUUUGCUUAUUUUAAAUGACAGUUUAUGUCCUUCUUCUCUUGGCUUUGCUGUAACAGCUUGAUGCUAUGUAUAUGUAUCUAAUAUAGCCUACCUGCUAUAGCUGAUAUUAGUCUGGCAUUGUUUUUCUAG
This is a messenger RNA of Hippopotamus amphibius kiboko, 4646 nucleotides long. RefSeq names its product zinc finger protein 658 (gene ZNF658). The record is from RefSeq and is a predicted model, not a curated record. Lineage: Eukaryota; Metazoa; Chordata; Mammalia; Artiodactyla; Hippopotamidae. The transcript has 6 exons. Gene Ontology annotation, molecular function: RNA polymerase II cis-regulatory region sequence-specific DNA binding; DNA-binding transcription repressor activity, RNA polymerase II-specific. Gene Ontology annotation, biological process: negative regulation of transcription by RNA polymerase II. Bases 945 to 3443 code for a protein of 832 amino acids.